UGUAAGGCUGUACUUAGUCUUUAACACCUUAAGUUUCAUGCCGUAAUUUUUACUAGGGUUUCUGAGAAGUGGGGCAGAGAUCUUCUGCUGAGAUUUUCUUCUGCCAGUUCUCCAGCUCUGAGCAGACCUGUGCCUAGGUCUGCACUAUGUGGACACAUGCCUGGCCUCAGUAAGUGAUUCAGGUUUAAACCUGCCCUGAUUAAGAUAAGCAUCUCUGACUUGGCUGCAGAAAAGAAGACCUGGAGAAGAAAGUCCUGCCAGGAUAUGUGACAUGCCAGGAGCUAUGGGAUAUCCUAUCCCACGUGUGCUGCCUGGUGAGGACUGGGGCAGGACCACUGAGGAUUCAGCUGCAUAGCUCUGUCACAGCUGUACAGCUCUCCUGAGACCAGGCUAAUUCUCCUGGGAGGACUUCAGGUAAAGGUGUGAAGAAAACCACUGUCUGCAAGGCUCCUGGUGUUGUGCUUUUUGCACACAGGCUGGUGCAGACUGCCAAGUGCUGCAUCUCCCCUUGGAAGGACUGGGAUGUAAACGAGUUCCAGUUCAGCUUCUGCUUUGGUGUGCAUUUGGUGUUGCGUUUGGAAGUGUCCAGAGUCUGCCCUGUGACCCUGAGACCUCAGCUGGAUGCUUUUCUACUCCUCACCUUACCUCAACACCUCAAGACAUCUCUUUCAAAAUCAUUUGUCAUUUGAGCUGUGCUGUGUGACAGAUGCAGGGGCUUUAAUCAGGAUGAACGAAUGCUACUAUGACAAGCGCAUGGACUUUUUCUACAACAGGACCAAGGCGGACACAGCGGAUGAGUGGACAGGCCCUCAGCUCAUCGGUGUUCUCUGCUUUGGCACGUUUUUCUGCCUCUUCAUUUUUAUUUCAAAUUCACUGGUCAUAGCAGCUGUGGUGAAGAACAGGAGGUUUCAUUUCCCCUUUUACUAUCUUCUGGCCAACUUAGCAGCUGCAGACUUUUUUGCUGGCAUCGCCUACGUGUUCCUGAUGUUCAACACGGGCCCGGUGUCCAAGACGCUGACGGUGAACCGCUGGUUCCUGCGGCAGGGCCUGCUGGACACCAGCCUGACGGCGUCCCUGGUCAACCUGCUGGUCAUCGCCGUGGAGCGCCACAUGUCCAUCAUGCGCAUGAAGAUCCACAGCAACCUCACCAAGAGGAGAGUCACCUUCCUCAUCGUAGCCAUCUGGGCCAUCGCUAUUUUCAUGGGCGCCGUUCCCACCCUGGGUUGGAACUGCCUCUGUGACAUUGCUGUCUGCUCAUCCCUGGCGCCCAUUUACAGCAGAAGUUACCUGGUGUUCUGGAGUGUCUUAAACCUGGUUGUGUUCUUCAUUAUGGUGGUGGUUUACAUCAGAAUCUACAUGUACGUCCAGAGGAAAACCAAUGUCUUGUCGUCGCACACCAGCGGGUCCAUCAGCCGGAGGAGAACCCCUGUGAAGCUCAUGAAGACUGUCAUGACUGUCUUAGGUGCCUUUGUUGUCUGCUGGACCCCUGGCCUGGUUGUCUUGUUGCUUGAUGGCCUGAACUGUACUGACUGUGGGAUUCAGAAUGUCAAAAGGUGGUUCCUUCUCCUGGCCCUGUUGAACUCUGUCAUGAAUCCAAUUAUUUAUUCAUACAAAGAUGAUGAGAUGUGGGCUACCAUGAAAAGGAUGAUUUGCUGCUCCUCUGAGGAUAAGAGCCAGGAGCGACGCUCAUCGCGCAUCCCCUCGACAGUUCUCUGCAGGAGCACGGAUAUCUCGGGCCACUACAUUGAAGAUGGCAUUAUUCAAGGGACAAUUUGUGGAAAAGGAGAUCUUGGUGACAAAGGAAACUCCUGAACUGUGCAAGGGACUGACUUGGCUCGAAAAGGAGAGGGGGAAGGGAGAGGUUUUGUAAGAGGAGAUUGACUGGCAAAGCUAGUAAACAAUAUAUCCACUUUGUUCCAGAGCCUCAACUCCAGUGUUAACAAAAGUUCUUAUAAAUAAUUGCCUGAUGGAAAAACACUUUGUAAUGAAGAAAACUUUCUGUGCUGCCAUCCUUUUUGUCUUUCAAGUACAUGAAAUUGUUUUUCAUGUGAAUGGAAUAAAUACCUCUCAGAGACUUCUUGUGCAUGGAAACAAAAUGUAAGCAACGUGGAGAGACCCUCCUUAAGCUCCUACAGAGAGAAGAAACCUGCCUGACCAUGCAGGUUUGGCAAUCAUUGAGUAUUUAUGCUUUGAAUAGUUUCUGUGCAUUUUGAGGAGGAUUGUAGGCUUGGUUGGACAGAAUUGUGACCUCUUUUUUAGGUUUGUGAAGUUCAUGAAAUAGUUCAUGCUUACUUCUUCUCUUCCUCCUCCUUAUCUUGCUUUCAAAAUAGGUAGUUUGGUAGUUUAUUAAAGCUAUGCCAGGAGCCUGGCAUGGGAGACCCAGACCAGGUGUCAGUGUGUGUAAGGAUGUCUGACAUUUCUGAAAGUACAGAAAGCACAAAAGCCAUUAUUUCUUCUGUAGUGGGGUGAAUGCUGCAGGCUAAGACAGUGCACUCCCUGCUGCUGUUGUGUAGGCAGGUGUUGAGGGUGGAUUAACAGAAAAGCAGUGAGGCUGUGUUCAUUAUACUCAUUUCUUGCUUCCCUAGAUAACAUCAAAGGGGUGUGCUCGCUCCUCUUUACCUGCCAUGCCACUGACAGAAAUGAGAUCCAAAACCCUGGUUUACAAGGGAACUUUUAAGGGAAGUUUAAAUACCCAUAUGUCCAGGUUCAAUGAAGCUAUUUAAAAUAGAAAUUAAUUUACAGGCAAAAAAAGCCUGAAAUCAGUUUAAGCCCCUACCAUAGUACAGUCUUCAUUGAUUGUUGGACCUUUUCUGGACGACAAAGAACCUCUGAUUUGGGAGCAGAUCUUACUGGAACAGGUACUUGAGCAAGAGACCAUGAAACAGUGAGCCAUGGAGGGCUUUCAGCUUUGUGACUGAUCAAAUCUAGUGCUGAUGCAGCCACAACCCAAACAGCUGGAGUUCUGACCUGUGGACUGUGCUCCAACAGAGUAUCCAGCAGAGGAUACAAAGCUCUAGGGUAAACUUAUAUUUAAACUUACAAAUUAAAAACUGGACUGUGGAUUUCUCAGUACUCUAAAAAGCUGGUUCAUGCUGUCUGGUUUCAACAGCAGUGAACUCCCUGUUGCCAUUUUAACUUCAAGAGGAGUUUCCUGUGCUGUCUCCUAGAGAAAAUCUGAUCCCUGGUAAUAAGGCAGGUUACCACAACCAGAGGUCACUUUGAAAAGUUUUGGAAGUUUUGGCUGCCAGGAGCCAACACCAAGGACAUAUUUUAUGAAGCUGGAAGGUAAAGUUCAGCUGCGAUUUGGACAAAUUCUUCCUUUGGUUCCACUUGCAUAUGGAUAUCUGGACUGUAUUGGUCAAACAGAACCAGCCCUUGGCUCAAAUGCUGAGCAGGGGAGUUGCAGAAUGCACUGGGGGACUUCACAGCAGCCCUUAACAUAUCUUACAAACCCAGCAAGGCCCUGUUCAGAGAGCUCUCCCAUAGCAUGCAUUAUCUUGUAGGGAUGU
Messenger RNA from Ficedula albicollis (Collared flycatcher), 3509 nucleotides. RefSeq names its product lysophosphatidic acid receptor 3 (gene LPAR3). Lineage: Eukaryota; Metazoa; Chordata; Aves; Passeriformes; Muscicapidae. The transcript is spliced from 4 exons. Gene Ontology annotation, molecular function: lysophosphatidic acid receptor activity. Gene Ontology annotation, biological process: G protein-coupled receptor signaling pathway. Bases 622 to 1812 code for a protein of 396 amino acids. The record is from RefSeq and is a predicted model, not a curated record. Gene Ontology annotation, cellular component: membrane.